Molecule: messenger RNA, 558 nt
Organism: Aspergillus bombycis
Lineage: Eukaryota; Fungi; Ascomycota; Eurotiomycetes; Eurotiales; Aspergillaceae
Product: carboxymuconolactone decarboxylase family protein
Exons: 1
Coding region: 1-558 (185 amino acids)
Molecular function (GO): peroxiredoxin activity
Source: RefSeq, a predicted model, not a curated record
AUGCGUCUUCCAUAUGUCCCCAAUCCGCCCCCUACCACCACUCCUGAAGAGGCAGAAAUCCUCAAUCGGGUGCAAACCCGACGCGGUGAAAAAGGCUUAAUACCUCUGGAUCUCGCCCUUCUGCACUCAUUCCCAGUUGCCGAUGGGUGGAAUUCGUUCAUCGGGGCUAUCCGAACCCGCACUAGCCUCUCCCAAGCUAUUCGUGAACUUAUCAUCUGCCGCAUCGCUGUGGUCAACGGAGCCUGGUUCGAAUGGGAUCAGCACUCGCCCUUGCUCAUGGAAGGUGGAUGCAGUGCGGAAGCGGUGGCAGUCGUCCGUGACGCUCAGGCUGACAUCCCCCAGAAAGCGCAAGAGAAGGUGCUAAGUCCUGAGGAGGCUGCGGUGUUGAAGUAUACAGAUGCCAUGACGAAAACUGUUACUGUACCCGAUGAUGUGUUUCAAGAAUUGAAGGGACUUUUCAACGAUCGAGAGGUUGUGGAAAUCACUGCCACUGCAGCAGCUUACAACUGUGUUAGUCGGUUCCUGGUUGCACUGGACGUUGGAGAGAAAAACCAUUAA